Hypoxylon fragiforme is the source of this 1147-nucleotide messenger RNA. RefSeq lists its product as uncharacterized. The record is from RefSeq and is a predicted model, not a curated record. NCBI's taxonomy places the organism in Eukaryota, Fungi, Ascomycota, Sordariomycetes, Xylariales, Hypoxylaceae. Bases 172 to 756 code for a protein of 194 amino acids. The transcript has 3 exons.
CCAUUCUUCUCAACCUCUCAAAAGCUUCCAUCUCUAUCAAUUUUCUUGAUUCGCACGUGAAGGGGCGCUUUAUUGCUAGCACUACUAGUAUCAAGUUCCUACAGCUCUAUCAUAUCAUCCUCCCUUAAGCUUCAGCCAUCAAGGCUCCAAGCUAUCAAUAAAAUCCUCAAAAUGAACAAAAACUGGAAUGACAGAGCCGAUAAAGACCUCUUUUUCACCAUCCUCUCCGUCAAAAAUAUCGGUGUAAUAAGUGGCGCAGAAUGGACCACCAUUGGUAACCACAUGCGUACCUUGGGAUAUGGCUUCACUAACGAAGGAUGCCGUCAACAUUUCCAAGGUCUUCGCAGAGCGCAACACAAGUCUGAAAAUGGGGAUGGUCAGCGCAAAGCUGAUCCUACUCAAAAUCCCAUCACACGGCGCCCCGGACCUGGUCGUGGAAGGCCGAGGAAGCAGCCACUAGUUCCGAUGAAUAGUCUUGACCAGGAGGAUUCGGGCACGUCAAGUCAUCCACAAGAGGUACAGUCAGGUACUGCAGGUACAAGUGUCGACUUGACUGAAGACAUGCCUGGGGAUGAGGAUGAUGCUCUGGAGAUACAAGACGAUUCGGGUCUAGAAGAACAGCCUUCAAAACGUCAACGGCUAGAGGAGGUUGAACAGCAACAGAAUGACGAUGAAGCUGUCUUGGCCCUAGCUGCGCAUGGAUUAUCUGGCCCUGAUGACCAUUAUGAUCCACCAGAUUAUUAUGCAGAGGCAUAGCAAGGCGUUUUUUUUUGUUCGAUUCAAGGAAGGGCGUUCUCAGCAUUGAAAAAACUCUAGAUGGGGCAAUGAGCAUUCCAUGAUAUUGAAAGGUUUCAUCCUGUCGUAGGUUCUCAUAUUCUACCUAGUAGCUAUAAAGGGCAGCACCAGUCUUCCAGGCUCUUGUUACCAUGCUUUGUGCGGCUGUCACUAAGCCAUAUUAUUCUCUAAAGAUGCUAGAGGAACAACACACGUGUGCGCUUUCACUGGGAAUGGGAAGGAUACGACCUACACCUCGGGGAAGGGUCUGUAUAGUAGCAUGGCAUCGCGUCGGUCGGCAGUCUGGAGUUAUGAAUGGGCUAAACAUUAUAUAACAUAGUUGGUAGCGACUAAUUCUAUUAUAUAUCCACAA